GUGAUCAGGGCAGCGAACAGAGCAUCAUUCAGAUACGAGAACAGAGGCUCUAUUACUGACACAGCAGUGAGCCAGCUCACCUCCUACCACCAAGACUCAAUAGGUUUAAAUCCAGACAACAUGAGUGAUGAUCAAAGCCUGUCUGAGGUUGAGAUGAGCCCUGUAGGAUCAGAAGACACAUCUCUGACUCCAGACCCAAUGCCACCUCAUGCCCAUUCCGGCCCAGAUGAUGAUGAGGAAGGAAAGGUGAAAAAGGAGCAAGAUUCAGAGGAUGAGAGGUUUCCAGUAUGCAUUCGAGAAGCAGUUUCCCAGGUCCUUAGUGGCUACGACUGGACGUUAGUGCCAAUGCCUGUGAGAGUAAAUGGUGGCAGUAAGUCCAAACCACAUGUUAAAAGGCCUAUGAAUGCAUUUAUGGUAUGGGCACAAGCUGCACGAAGAAAGUUGGCUGACCAGUACCCACAUCUACACAAUGCAGAACUAAGCAAGACUCUGGGCAAAUUGUGGAGGUUGCUCAAUGAGAAUGACAAAAGGCCCUUUAUAGAAGAGGCUGAGAGAUUACGAAUGCAGCACAAGAAGGACCAUCCAGACUAUAAGUACCAGCCUCGCAGAAGAAAAAAUGGGAAGCCUGCACCUGGAGAGGGUGAUGGGUCUUCUGAGACAGAGGGGGGUGCAACGUCCAUACAAGCACAUUACAAAAACUCACACCUUGACCACAGACACGGUUCCCCAAUGUCUGAUGGAAAUUCAGAGCACUCUACAGGUCAAAGCCAUGGACCUCCAACUCCUCCAACAACACCCAAGACAGAGCUUCAGACAGGAAAGGCUGAUAAUAAGAGGGAUGGAUCUCGCUCCAUGGCGGAAGGAGGGAAACCCCAUAUUGAUUUUGGAAACGUGGAUAUAGGAGAAAUCAGCCAUGAUGUCAUGUCCAACAUGGAGCCAUUUGAUGUCAAUGAGUUUGACCAAUAUCUCCCACCAAAUGGCCAUGCUGGUCACCCAAGUCACAUUGGAGGCUACACUUCAAGCUAUGGCCUUACCGGAGCUCUGGCUGCUGGCCCUUCUGCUUGGGCUCUAACAAAGCAACACCCUUCAGCCGUGGCAGACUCCAAAGCUCAGGUGAAGACAGAAGGCUCAAGCACAAGCCACUAUACGGAGCAGCCUUCCACAUCUCAGCUGACCUACACCUCUUUGGGCUUGCCACAUUAUGGCUCAGCAUUUCCUUCAAUUUCCAGGCCUCAGUUUGAAUACUCAGAUCACCAGCCUUCAAGUUCUUAUUACAGCCAUUCCAGCCAAGCCUCCAGCUUGUACUCAGCUUUCUCCUACAUGGGUCCCCCCCAACGUCCUCUCUAUACUGCAAUCUCUGAUCCCCCUAGUGUGGCUCAGUCGCAUAGUCCCACACACUGGGAACAGCCCGUCUACACUACUUUAUCAAGACCAUGAACCAAACAGAGAAGUAAACAAAGGAGGGACAUCUCUCGGAGAAAAACAAGCUCCGACUUGGUCCUCCCACAGCUCAAAUCCCAGGUAGAAUCCGGAUUCCAAGAGCACCAGGAAACUAUAGUCGUUUUCUGCAGGCCCAUGGGAAAGACGGUGACUGGGAAACAUGGGCCAUCUUUUCUGAUAAAACUCCAGUGUAAAAAUGAUGGGGGUAGCAUAGCUGGUUAAUGAAGGGAUGGGGGAAGGGAAUACAGAUUAUACACAGUUUAUGGACUAGUGUCUCCUAAACAAGGCAGGAAGAUGCAACAUCUGCUUUGGUAGUGGCUUUGUUCGGGUGUGCAGGAAAGUCCGCAGAGAUUUGACUAUGCAUAAUCACUGGCUGCUGAAGGCAGAUGCACCUCUGAAAGUCGCUUCUAGUACAUUGACAUCCUUACCCAGUUUACCUGGUCUGCUAACUUGUUUGAUAUAAGGGAUAGUUCAAACAUCACUAAUCAAUUUAACAUUGUUUGGAAUUGAAUUCAUCAUGUUGACUUGUCCACACUGUAGUAAAAUGCAUAGUUGCUUAAGAAGGAAAACAUGAUGCAGUUUUUUUAUUUUAAUCGCAUUCCUUUGACAUGGAAGCUGAUCAAACAAAGCUGCAUCUAAUAAUUCCUGACAUAUGAGAGCAAGAAGAUAAAUGGUUAUUCCUGUCAUAGCACUGACAUUAUGCACUCCACUAAUUGUACUGGUGAGAGCAAUAUGGCAUCGGUGUCAAAUGAAUAACUGUUGGGUGCACUAAGGUAGCCAACAAUUGGCUUUCGUAUUCAUCCACAGUAUUGUGUGAUGCUCAUGUACCUCUCUUGAAAAGAGCAAGAUGGCGGUUUUCACGUCUUCAUCAUGAUAUUGUGCUGUCGUUUAUUCUGAAGUGACAACCACAUGUUUAUUAUAAAUACUUGGCUGUGACAAAUACAGUUUCAGGUCUACAGAGACAGAAGUCAGAUGGUCCACUUAUUGUGUAGUCAUGUAUAUACUACAAGAAAUAAGAUCUUAAGGGAAGAGAAA
Spea bombifrons (plains spadefoot toad) is the source of this 2475-nucleotide messenger RNA. It is a transcript of the gene SOX10, whose product is annotated as SRY-box transcription factor 10. Gene Ontology annotation, cellular component: nucleus. NCBI's taxonomy places the organism in Eukaryota, Metazoa, Chordata, Amphibia, Anura, Pelobatidae. The record is from RefSeq and is a predicted model, not a curated record. The transcript has 4 exons. The coding region runs from base 121 to 1437 and encodes 438 amino acids. Gene Ontology annotation, biological process: negative regulation of transcription by RNA polymerase II; morphogenesis of an epithelium; peripheral nervous system development. Gene Ontology annotation, molecular function: DNA-binding transcription factor activity, RNA polymerase II-specific; RNA polymerase II cis-regulatory region sequence-specific DNA binding.